Molecule: messenger RNA, 1698 nt
Organism: Danaus plexippus (monarch butterfly)
Lineage: Eukaryota; Metazoa; Arthropoda; Insecta; Lepidoptera; Nymphalidae
Gene: VhaPPA1-1
Product: V-type proton ATPase 21 kDa proteolipid subunit c''
Exons: 2
Coding region: 144-761 (205 amino acids)
Biological process (GO): proton transmembrane transport
Cellular component (GO): proton-transporting V-type ATPase, V0 domain
Molecular function (GO): proton-transporting ATPase activity, rotational mechanism
Source: RefSeq, a predicted model, not a curated record
CAUUACUUUUGUCUCUGACGUCUUGUGAUCACAAGACUUCUCGGUUUUGAGCUUUCUGUCAAAGAAGAAAUUGGAGAAAAAAAGGCCGUCCCUUUUGGGAUCUUCAGGUUUAUCAACUCCAAUUGACCUCAAACUCCAUCAAGAUGAGAUACUUUAUGACCUACCUGUUUUUGCUGAUCGUGGGGCUGGCGGUACCUAUAGUUUCGAUGUACUAUCUUCUGUCUGGAAAGGGUGAGCAAAUAAGUGUCGGAUGGUUCUUGGAGAAGACAUCCCCAUAUAUGUGGGCAUGCUUAGGAAUUGCCAUGGCCGUGUCUUUCUCUGUGGUCGGUGCUGCUAUGGGCAUUCACACGACGGGAGUGAGCAUAGUAGGAGGAGGUGUCAAGGCCCCUAGGAUUAAAACUAAGAACUUGAUCUCCGUCAUUUUCUGUGAAGCCGUAGCUAUUUACGGUUUGAUCACAGCAAUCGUCCUUUCUGGUAUCUUGGAGCAGUACAAGGAACCAGUCAUCGACAAAAAUAUCGAAGAAGCGAAUUGGAUGGCUGGUUACGUGAUGUUCGGAGCUGGGUUAGCUGUGGGCUUGGUAAACUUGUUUUGUGGUAUCGCUGUCGGAAUCGUGGGUUCCGGCGCGGCCUUGGCUGAUGCUGCUAAUGCUGCCCUUUUUGUCAAGAUCCUCAUCGUAGAAAUCUUCGGAUCAGCCAUUGGGUUGUUUGGACUCAUUGUCGGUAUUUACAUGACUUCAAAGGUCAAAAUGGGCAACCAAUAACUUAAGGAGAAAGUACAACUUGAAAUUAAGUUUAACAAGCAUUUUCCAGUUGCCCGUGCUAAAAUAACCGAGAACCAACUUUGUUUCAAUAAGUGUUGGAAUUAUCUUCAGCCACUGUUUGUUGUGUAAUGAAUAAGUUUUCCAUAUUUAAUAUUUGAUCUUAGCACCCCAAAGAGCUCAAAUGUUGUUUUAGCAUAUUUUUUUUUUGUUUUAUCAUUCUGUUAAAAUGUCAUGAACAUUUUUUUUUCUUACACUAAUUUCUCUUGUCAAACUCUUUCUAAACUUGUGCUAAGAUCUUCUAUUAUGCUGAUUUUUAAUUUGGAGUGUUGUAGACAAAAUGUAACUCAUAGUAAUGUGUUUAUUAUACCCUCGCAGCAUCCUAUUUUAAAUUGACUAAAUAUUACAUUAAAUGUAUUUAUAGUCACUUUAUAAAGGAUUCAAACAUUCCAUGAAAUGCCAAUACAUUUGUAAAAGCUUUGACUCAUAAUAGCCAUGUGUGUAAAUAAAUGACACUAAAAUUAGAAAAAAAAAAACUUUUUUGAGAUGGUAACCCUAUAGAUGUCUGUUUGUAUAAAGUUUAAUCUGUUCUUAUUAUAAAUUAAAAAAAUCUAUUUGAGGAAUUCUACAUUUUGAAUUAGAUGUCUAUUUUAUUAAAUGAGUUAUCCGUUGUGUAAAUAUAAGUUUUGCUUCCUUUUACGAGAUAUAUACUAAUUUAUUGUAUAUUUAAAUUCAUAUCCAUAAUAACUUAAAUUUAGGUCUUAUGCAUGCCUUUCUGUAUAGAAUGUUAUCAUCUGGCACAAAUAGUGGAACAAAAUGAAAUAAUAGAAAAGUAUUAUGGUAUCAGCCUAAGAACUGUUUACUUACUGCGUUUAUAAGUUAAAUAUAUUUGUGCAAAUGUAGAUAUUAUGUAUGUUGAUGAAUAAAUAGAUAAAAGUUA